GAUUGGGAGAUGUUCAGUUCCACCUUAUUUCCUACAUCUAUGGAGGAGUCUGUGUUCUAGCACAAGCGUUAUAUCUACUUUACAUUCAGAAGAUGGGAAUUGAGAAACACAUCUCAGCUGUGGGGUUCCUCUACAUCAAUAGCGUGACAUGUAUACCUUUGCUCAUAAUUUAUACAGUAGUGACUUCGGAAAUCCUGGCGGUAAUGGCAUAUCCGCAAUGGACAGAACCUGGAUUUGUUGCUUCAUAUCUAAUAGUAAUUUCUAUGGGAUGUGUUUUAAAUUAUAGUUUGUUUCUAUGUACCACCUUAAACUCUGCUUUGACUACAAGUUUAGUUGGUGUUGUUAAAGGUGUAGUAACCACGGUGAUAGGGAUGUUUACAUUUGGUGGAGUUGAACCCACUGUUCUUAAUAUUUCAGGAAUAUGUAUGAACACUACCGGUGGCAUAUGGUACUCUGCUAUCAAGUAUCAAGAAAAAAAAAAGAAACUGUCAGCUCUUUCUAGCAAUGAGGAAGAUAGCAGGAAUGCAGUUUAG
Messenger RNA from Saccoglossus kowalevskii, 533 nucleotides. RefSeq lists its product as uncharacterized. NCBI's taxonomy places the organism in Eukaryota, Metazoa, Hemichordata, Enteropneusta, Harrimaniidae. The record is from RefSeq and is a predicted model, not a curated record.